Messenger RNA from Drosophila grimshawi, 2566 nucleotides. RefSeq names its product ribosomal RNA processing protein 1 homolog (gene Nnp-1). The record is from RefSeq and is a predicted model, not a curated record. The coding region runs from base 124 to 2208 and encodes 694 amino acids. Gene Ontology annotation, cellular component: nucleus; preribosome, small subunit precursor; preribosome, large subunit precursor. Lineage: Eukaryota; Metazoa; Arthropoda; Insecta; Diptera; Drosophilidae. The transcript has a single exon. Gene Ontology annotation, biological process: rRNA processing.
AUUUGUACGAGGCCGCACAACACGUGCGCCCUCCUCUCUCGUAGCAACCGCAUUCAAUACACACACCGAAGGAAUUCGCAAAAAAAAAACGUAAAAUUCCUAUCGUUUAGUUAAUAAUCAAUUAUGGUUACGAGAAAAAGGUCAACUAAGCGCAGCGCCCAUGUGGCUGCCAUUGACCAAGAAAACGAAAGCGAAAAUGACGGCGCCUCACAGCCCAAAGUGCCGAAGGAGCUGUUGGUAAUUGCACAGGAGGUGAAAAUAGUGCGUGCCCUCGCCUGCAAUGACUUAACAAAGCGCAAUCGUCAAAUCCGCAAACUGCGCAAAUGGUUCCAGCUGCGUGCUGUUAGCUCUUUUCCAUUUAAUGAGGACGACUUCAUGCGCAUAUGGAAGGGUCUGUACUACAAUGUUUGGAUGUCGGACAAACCGCUGGUGCAGGAAGAUCUAGCCGAGCAGUUGGCUCAGAUGGUGGAUAGCUUUGGCGGCAACACCGCCUGCAGCGUUGCGUAUUUCAGCGCAUUCAUGCGAACCAUGUGCCAGGAGUGGUUCGGCAUUGAUCAGUGGCGCAUGGAUAAAUUUCUGAUGCUUGUGCGUCGCAUGCUGCGCUAUAUGCUGCGCGUGCUAAAGAAAAGCAAAUGGUCACCGGAUCUGAUACAGACAUUCAAUACGAGCAUGCAGCAAUCAGUGCUUGCGGAUCAGCCGAAAUCCCGUGGCCUCACAAUGCACUACAUGGACGUCUUCUUUGAGGAGCUGGCCAAGGCGGCAAAUGAAGAGAUCAGUGCCGAGCAGGUUAAUCUAUUUGUUCGACCAUUCGUACACUAUAUGGGCACACAACGAGAUGCCAAACUGGUAGCCCAGUGUCGCACCCGAGUCCUCAACCAUUUGCUCUAUCAGAGCGAACUGGGUCGCGAGUACAGCGAGAAGUAUAAGGCAUGGAAGGAAAUGGGUUUUCCCAGCGCCUCAAUCGAUGAUGUUGAGAAGCUAGAUUCUGGCUUCGAUGAGGAAGAGGAGGAGGAGGGUGAGGAGCAGCAGCAGCAGCAGCAACAACCAGAGGCCAUAUCCCUCGAUCCACGCGCUGGAAAUGUGGAUGUGCUUAUGCCCGAACUGCCGUUCAAUGCGACUUGCGUGCUGGAUGAGCUGCAAACACUGCUGCGCAACAAUGAAUACAACAGCAAGCGUCGCAAGGGACUGCGAAAAAUCCAACACAUAUUCGAGACAUAUGCGGGUGGCGAGUUUCCACUGGGUGUGCGCAACAUGCCCAAGCCCGAAGGCACCACCAUGGCCGAUCUGGUUGAGCAGAAGAUUGCUGCUGCAGAUGAGUUUGAAGAGACGAGUUUUGGCACUGGCCGCAACCUAAAAAAGCUUAGCAAAUCCAAGCGUAAGCGUCUGCUCAAGUCUAUUAACUUUGAUGAGGUCGAUGAGGAUAACUUUGAUGAGAUCAUAAGCAAGGCGAUGUCACCCAAGCUGCAGAAGCAAGUGAAACGCAAUGAGAAGAUGCGUUCCAGCAUAAACAAUGCCUGGGUCAUUGAGGACUUGGAGGAGGAGCAGGAGGAGGUUGACGAUGUAAGUGCCGAGAAAAUACCGAAGCCAAACAAGAUCAAGCCAGUUAAAGAGCAAGUAAAAAAGGCCAAGAAGCAGUUAACACCAAAAGCUAAGGAGCCGAAACCCAAGAAAAAGCUCUCCGAACAGAAAUCGACAGCGGAAGAAGUGACUGAAACUGCACCAGUGCCAGUGGAAGUUCCACCGUCAACGCCAGCGUCAGCAUCAGCAUCAGCCCCAUCGGUAGCUGCACCAGCUGCAUCCACUGAAGAAGACAUGCCCAAGCCAAGCAACGGCUGGAAUGAGCCGCUCCAGCUUGGUGAAGAAGAAUAUUUUGUGCCGUCGCGCAUGGUGCAGCUGAAACAGGCCAAUAACAAACUUUUGCUUAAUCCACUCGCUGCUUCGGCCACGACCAAGACGAUAGUGCAGCGACAAAAGUUUGCCACGCCACAAAUGCCAAAAAGCAGCGGCAGUAAACGGGUGCGCAUUGUGACGAAGUGCAACAGCGCCUAUCCCAAAAGCGAUUACUAUCGUCAGCUGAAGUUGUCGCCGCAGGUGCCGUACGAUGCGAAUCGGCUGCCCGGCAAGAGCGCCCUCAAGCCACACGUGCUACCCGGUCCGAUUAAUCCUAGUUACACGAAGCGCAAGCGGCUGUUCAACGAUACGCUGUGACGUUGCGUAAACUGGCUGCGACUGGACUGGAUGGAGGAUUAAAUGAUGAACUGAGCGAUUUACCGAUCCGACUAGUAACCAAUUUCGAUAGUCUUUUAGCCCUACUCGAUGUGGACACAGGAUAGAUUCGAAUGCUUCUGUUAUAUGUGGACAGUUUAGCGAAUGCAAAUCGGGCAUUAGCUGGCAUAGUUAAGACGGUAUAUAAUAUGUACUAGAUAUUUUUACAUACACAUAUACAUAUGUAUUAGUAUGCUUAUUAUGUUUCCAUCAUUUUUUGCUUGUAGAUUAUUUUCAUGUUCAAUAUGCAACACAUUUUGAAUUCAUACUAAAAGUGGAAUAAAAUUAAAUAUAAAUGUGA